Molecule: messenger RNA, 216 nt
Organism: Bathycoccus prasinos
Lineage: Eukaryota; Viridiplantae; Chlorophyta; Mamiellophyceae; Mamiellales; Bathycoccaceae
Exons: 1
Coding region: 1-216 (71 amino acids)
Source: RefSeq, a predicted model, not a curated record
AUGUCCAAUGAAGAAGAAGAAGAGUGGCGGAAAUACAACAUCCACGACGCGCGAUCCCUCCCCACGCCUUCUCAUUCAAACGAGGAGUAUUACGUGUACCCGUUCGACGACCGAAACAAAAGCGACCCCGACGAGUUGCAAACGCGAUGCGAGGCGAACUUUUGCAGCGCGGAGGAUAUCGGUACGCAUUUGUGUAGCGGAGAUAUGUUUACCUAA